AUGCGACGGGGCGGGGCGGUCCUGCUGGGUCUGUGCCUGGGCCUCCUGCGGCCCGGCCGCGGUGAGCGGAGCAGGGGCCAGCCCCUGCAGGUGGAGCCCCCGGAGCCGGUGGUGGCCGUGGCCCUGGGCGCGUCGCUGCAGUUCACCUGCCGCCUGGCCUGCGCGGGCUCCGGGGCGGCCGCGGUGCAGUGGCGGGGCCUGGACACCAGCCUGGGAGAGGUGCAGUCGGACUCGCGCCGCAGCGUGCUCACCGUGCGCAACGCCUCGCUGUCUGCGGCGGGCCCCCACGUGUGCGUGGGCUCCUGCGGGGACCAAACCUUCCAGAAGACUGUGCAGCUCGUGGUGUAUGCCUUCCCGGACCAGCUGAGCGUCUCCCCAGCGACCCUGGUGCCUGGGGUGGACCGGGAGGUGGCCUGCACAGCCCACAAGGUCAUGCCUGUGGGCUCUGAUGUCCUCUCCUUCUCCCUGCUCCUGGGGGACCGGGAACUGGAAGGGGUACAGACUCUGGGCCCCCCUGAGGUGGAGGAGGAGGAGCCCCAGGAGGAUGAGGAUUCGCUGUUCCACGUGACAGAGCGCUGGCUGCUGCCCCCACUGGGGACCCCAAACCUGCCUGCACUGCACUGCCAGGCCACCAUGAGGCUGCCCGGCGUGGAGCUCAGCCACCGCCGGGCCAUUCCAGUCCUACACAGCCUGACCUCCCCGGAGCUGCCCAACAUGACCUCCCUGAAGACCCCUGAUGCAACCUCCCCGGAGCCCCUCUACUUGACCUCCCCAGAGCCCCUCAACACGACCUCACCAGAGUCCCCGAACACAGCCUCAUUGGAGCCCCCUGACAUGAUCUCCCCGGAGGCACCCCCCAAGCAGGGCUCCAUGGGGACUUGCUGCCCUGAGAUCCGCCAGGCUGUGCCCACAGAGGGAGGAGUGGCCCCCAAAAGCUCGCCCAGCCCGGGGCCUGCCCAGCUGCCCACGGACUUGUGGACGGGCAGUGUGGUGCUGGCCCUGCUGCUCCUGUCCUUCAUUGCCUACCGCCUGCGGAAACACUGCCGCUGCCCGGACUCUGGCUGAGGACAACGGCCACCUGCCAGCUUCUCCGCGGCUCCCCCUCCCAGAGUCAACCUGGGCCGGAUGAUGGGAGACCCACCGGACAGAGCAGCCCCUCCUGAGCAGCCAGCCUUUCCCUCCACCCAGUUGAGACCAGAGAAUGUUUGGGGCCUGACCAUGGGUGCCCGGCACGCUCAGGCGCUCCAGCUGGUUGUGUCCCCAGUGGGGCUCCUGGGGAGCCCACUCCCCCAACUGUCCAGGC
This is a messenger RNA of Lemur catta (Ring-tailed lemur), 1303 nucleotides long. It is a transcript of the gene MADCAM1, whose product is annotated as mucosal vascular addressin cell adhesion molecule 1. NCBI's taxonomy places the organism in Eukaryota, Metazoa, Chordata, Mammalia, Primates, Lemuridae. The record is from RefSeq and is a predicted model, not a curated record. Gene Ontology annotation, biological process: integrin-mediated signaling pathway; heterotypic cell-cell adhesion; positive regulation of lymphocyte migration. Gene Ontology annotation, cellular component: membrane. The transcript is spliced from 5 exons. Gene Ontology annotation, molecular function: integrin binding involved in cell-matrix adhesion. The coding region runs from base 1 to 1065 and encodes 354 amino acids.